This is a messenger RNA of Ficedula albicollis (Collared flycatcher), 1611 nucleotides long. RefSeq names its product neurocalcin delta (gene NCALD). Gene Ontology annotation, biological process: calcium-mediated signaling. Bases 1 to 582 code for a protein of 193 amino acids. Gene Ontology annotation, molecular function: calcium ion binding; tubulin binding; actin binding. The record is from RefSeq and is a predicted model, not a curated record. NCBI's taxonomy places the organism in Eukaryota, Metazoa, Chordata, Aves, Passeriformes, Muscicapidae. The transcript is spliced from 3 exons. Gene Ontology annotation, cellular component: cytosol.
AUGGGAAAGCAGAACAGCAAACUACGCCCUGAAGUCAUGCAAGAUUUGCUAGAAAGUACAGACUUUACAGAACACGAGAUCCAGGAGUGGUACAAAGGCUUCUUGAGAGACUGCCCAAGCGGACAUUUAUCUAUGGAGGAGUUUAAAAAAAUAUAUGGAAACUUUUUUCCUUACGGGGACGCUUCUAAGUUUGCAGAGCACGUAUUCCGCACUUUCGACGCCAACGGAGACGGAACGAUCGACUUCAGAGAAUUCAUCAUCGCCUUGAGCGUAACGUCCCGAGGAAAACUGGAGCAGAAGCUGAAGUGGGCCUUCAGCAUGUACGACCUUGAUGGGAAUGGCUACAUCAGUAAGUCAGAGAUGCUGGAAAUCGUGCAGGCAAUCUAUAAGAUGGUUUCUUCUGUAAUGAAGAUGCCAGAAGACGAGUCAACACCAGAGAAGAGGACCGAGAAGAUCUUCCGCCAGAUGGACACCAACCGUGACGGAAAGCUCUCUCUGGAAGAGUUCAUCCGAGGCGCCAAGAGCGACCCGUCCAUAGUGCGUCUCCUGCAGUGUGACCCCAGCAGUGCCGGGCAGUUCUGAACCUGCCCUUUGGAUGAAUUAUGUACCUGCUUUUUUUUUUUUUUUUUCUCCUUGCCAAACAACAUUCAUGGUAGUGUUGCCUCUGUAUGGCCAAUUAUGCCUUCAUUUGUGGCAUCUUAUAGCUUAUUUUGUUGUGGAUUAAUUAUAAGAAUGCUGAAUUGCUCUUAACAACUUGUCCAGAGCACGGGCAGUACUGUUUUAAACAGAUAUUGUGGUGUUAUCAUUGUUUUUAAAUUUUCAUUUUGUUUUUGUCUGUUUGUUUGUUUGUUUGUAUCUGUUUUGGAAAGUAUGUGUUGAGGAGGAGUAAACCAACAACAAACCCCUUGGCAGCAAGACACACUGACAGAUUUUAGAUUGCUGCUUUAGUUGUUAGGUAUUCACCUGCAGGACCUGAAAGUGUAGUAAGGCUGAACCAAAGGGGUUGUGAUGGGUGGGGUAGGAUUCACCUGGAACCUCCUCUCCUGUCCAGGAGGCACCAGUUAAGAUCAAAGACAGGACUGGGAGGAAGUAUGGAAGUGCGAAACGUGUGUGGGGUGUAUCAUCCACUCCUACCCCUCGUUGUUUCAAUGCUGUGAACACUUUCCAGGUUGUGAAGGAGAAGGGACAAAAUGAAGGUUGACUUUUCUUUACCAGGUUUACAGUGGUUGAAGUCAUAUGGCUUUAUCUGUAAAUUCAGCAAUUUGCAAUCCUGAUCUCCAAAUCCACAACUGACAAUACCUCUUGCCGUUUGGGAUCAGCAAAAGCAGACACAGACAUGAAAAGCUGGGUCUUGACAAUGAAUUUAAGGGAGAUACGUGUUGAAUGUGAAAUUUUCAGGUUAGUAAUAAAGCAGUUGCUACUAGGGAGAGUGGGCAUUCUCGUGAGGAACUCACGGACACCUGCAACAGCUCCAGCUAAGGCACAUCUGCUGCUCUGAAUGCUCUUGCACAGCAGGAAGUUUUGGGGGCGUGUUUGUCUCUCUCCGUGUAGCUAACAGAGUUUCUGGGCCUGCUCUUAGGGGAAGGCUGUCAUCAAAACUUGUUUUAAACA